Molecule: messenger RNA, 807 nt
Organism: Trematosphaeria pertusa
Lineage: Eukaryota; Fungi; Ascomycota; Dothideomycetes; Pleosporales; Trematosphaeriaceae
Exons: 1
Coding region: 1-807 (268 amino acids)
Source: RefSeq, a predicted model, not a curated record
AUGCAGGUGACGGCGGCGGGCGUGGUGCAGGCAGGCCGCCAAGGCGUGCAGAAAUUUGAGAGGGAGGACCAGGCACGCACCGAAAAGGCCAACAGACACCGCCCGGACAAGACGAGAGUGCAAUCCCACCGCCAGCAAAGCAAACACCGCAACGCAAGGGAACAGGCGAUCAGCGCCGCACACGGGGAGUCGAGUGCUGCGGGCGAGGGCGUCGAUGGCAGCGAGCGAGAGAGGUGGGGUAGGAGAGGAAAAGGCGAGCAGAUGAUGGAUGAUGAAGCGCGCCCGCACCCCGGCGCUUUCAAGGCUCGCAGCGCUGCCGGCCAAUCCGUACGGGUCAGGUGGCGGAGGCAGUCGGUAACGAGCCCCCAGCCCAGGCCAGCAAACCAGGACCGCCGCCGGCGCUGGGGAGGCGACGGCGCAUCGGUGAGCGGGCUGAAUCAAGCUUUCCGGAUCUUCGAUGGCCUCCAUUUAUCCCAACGCCCUGAAUGGUUCGUCACACCUCGCCUCUGCUGCUCAACAGGGCUGCCACGCUGCGCUCGAGAUCCGGCGACAGACUGCCUCUGCCGCCUCAGAUUGGCCGCCUGCCUGGCAACUGCGUUAUUAAUAGGCCUCGAUGACCCGCAUGCUGCCGUGGUCACCGCGCCGCAGAGCGAUAUCGAGCAGCCGUGGGGCCUCCGCACCACCACCACAUGUUUCAUCGCCGGUUUCGUUUCGUGGCUGCAGCAGCGAGCAAUCUCUCUUCACAUCCAGUGCGCGCAGCAGGUUGAGCCGACGCCAAAGACUCCAAGCGUCGCCGACCGCUCCUAG